GAUAGAGCUUUUCUUUUUUGCGGCGGGUGAGGACAAUUUAGAGCAAUACCUAAUAACCCAGGAGAUCCAGGCCCCACCUCCUCGGCCUCUUUGUAUGUUGAGACGUUGAAAUCCGCUUGUUAUAUUAGAUUAGAUGAGGUUUCCUACUCAUCUGAUGUGUUCUCUAGUUGGAGGCCGGUCCAAUGUUGUGCCUUUUGUCAGAUCUGUUAUUAAGCUAGGUCCUCCAUUUGCAGUCGUGCUAAAUAUGCGGAAGGAUUCUUGGACAUUCUUUAGGCUGCUGGGACGAAGGAAUUCUUAUCAUGCAAGCCUUGCAGAAGGUUUUAACAUCACAGAUGAAAUGCUAAGCCCACGCUCAUUCGCAAGACAGCUUGUAGACCAAAUAUCUCUAGCAAAAGCUUUUCUUGUGAUCUCUAAAGAAAGCAACAACCUCCAAUUUGCGGCUGAACUCAGCACGCAGAUCCGCUAUUCACAGGCUUUGCUAUCCCGUGUCGCAGCCAGUGGAAGGGCAGUCGCAUCAGAAGAAUUUGAGAAAGCAAUCCGCGACAUGGCUGUUCUGCUGUUCCAGGCCCAACAGCUCCACUACGACAGUUCAACCACAAUUGUGAAGAUGAAAGUUCAAAUUCAAUCUCUGGAAGAGAAGGCAAAAUUGGAGGCAGAUAAAAGUACAAGAUACGGGCAAAUUGCUGCUGAAGAACUCCCAAAAGGCCUCUACUGUCUCGGUAUCAGGUUAACAGUAGAAUGGUUUAGAAAUCCGCCUCAUCACAGAAAAAUGGUAGAAGCAAAGAGGACAUCAGAAAGGCUAAGAGACAACAGUCUCUACCAUUACUGUGUUUUCUCAGAUAACAUUGUCGCCGUGUCGGUUGUGGUGAACUCGACCACAAUGAAUUCAAAACGCCCUGAUUUAAUUGUGUUCCAUCUAGUCACUGAUGAGGUUAACUACAUACCAAUGAAGGCUUGGUUUUCUAUGAACAGUUUCCAUGGUGCAACUGUUGAGGUUCUGAAGGUAGAGGACUUCAGCUGGCUUAAUGCGUCGUAUGUCCCUGUUUUAAAGCAGCUUCAGAACACUGAGACCCAAAAUUUCUAUUUCUCUUCAAGCGGGAAUGGCAAAAUACCGAUCAAAUUCAGGAACCCGAAAUACUUGUCUAUGUUGAACCAUCUAAGGUUCUACAUACCUGAAGUGUACCCGGCACUGAAUAGAGUGGUGUUUCUCGACGACGACGUUGUCGUUCAGAAGGAUCUGAGCGAGUUAUUUACAAUCAAUCUCAAUGGGAAUGUGAUGGGUGCUGUAGAAACUUGCAUGGAGACAUUCCACAGGUUUCACAAAUAUCUGAAUUACUCACAUCCAUUAAUUCGUGUUCAUUUCGAUCCCGAUGCUUGUGGCUGGGCUUUUGGGAUGAAUGUGAUCGAUCUCAAAGAAUGGCAGAAAAAGAAUGUGACCGGGAUAUACCACUACUGGCAAGAGCAAAAUACGGACCAUACACUUUGGAAGCUUGGGUCUCUACCGCCCGGGCUUUUGGCAUUCUAUGGUUUAGUUGAAACAUUGGAUCCUAAGUGGCAUGUUCUGGGAUUAGGGUACACAAAUGUUGAUCCAUCUGUGAUUAAGGAGGGAGCGGUUUUGCAUUAUAAUGGAAAUAUGAAACCUUGGUUGAAGAUUGGGAUGGAAAAGUACAAAGGUUUGUGGGACAAGUAUGUGGACUACUCGCAUCCUUUAUUGCAGAGAUGCCUCUUGCACUAACUGAUCUUGGUGAUUUCCUCCUAUAUACCAGUCAUUAGGAUCCUUAUAUAUGCUAAAGCUAUGAUGACAUGUAGAAUUCUUUGUCGAGGGGGAUGGCGGAUCAACAUUCUUCUUCUUAUUUUUUUCCUAUUAAGUUCCUUACUUGUGGCUCUCUUCUUUCUUUCUUCAUCUGCGCAAAAAACUAUUAAUUUGUCAAGGGGGUCAAUUCCAGUCAGGUGAAACUUGAUAGCUCCGGCUAAUGCUGCGGAUAAUGAUCCAGAGGCUCAGUUGCUUAGUCAACCAGGUGGACCUCAGGAAACAAGUUCCUACCUUCUUUUUUUUUUCUUUUUUUUUUUUUCAUUCGAACCACAUGUAUCAGUACUCCAUUUCACAUUCGAAUUAUACAAUUUUGUAGAAGUUGAUGUAGAACCUUCUGCCAUUUAAAGAAUUUUCAUCAUUCUUCAGUUUAUGAGA
This is a messenger RNA of Ananas comosus (pineapple), 2188 nucleotides long. RefSeq names its product probable galacturonosyltransferase 10. The transcript is spliced from 2 exons. Gene Ontology annotation, molecular function: polygalacturonate 4-alpha-galacturonosyltransferase activity. Lineage: Eukaryota; Viridiplantae; Streptophyta; Magnoliopsida; Poales; Bromeliaceae. The coding region runs from base 134 to 1735 and encodes 533 amino acids. The record is from RefSeq and is a predicted model, not a curated record.